This is a messenger RNA of Sclerotinia borealis F-4128, 252 nucleotides long. NCBI's taxonomy places the organism in Eukaryota, Fungi, Ascomycota, Leotiomycetes, Helotiales, Sclerotiniaceae. The record is from the annotation of a GenBank genome assembly.
AUGAGUAAAAAUCCUAGUCAAGUAAUGAACGAGGAUUGGCCGGAAACGGAUGCCGUCCAUCUCAAGUUCGGACAACCGACUGAUGUCGGAGAGGUUCCCGACGCCGAAACUACUUCCUCAAGUCGGAAUUCUCCCAGAGACUCUCCCAAAAACUACUCAGUUGCACAGAAGACCCUGCAUAGCCAUUUUAAUGGCGUUAUAAACUUAAACGUCGCUAUGAGCGGGACUUCUACAGAAAAGCAAGUGACGUAA